UUUAUUUAUUAAAUUCUCAGUUCGACACGUAAUAAAAUAAAAUCCAAUUAAUUAAGACUUUUCUUCUUUAAUCUUCGUCUCUUCCGCAUUUAAAUGUCUCUCUGCUCUAUUUUUUCUAUUUGAAUCUUACAUCUCUCCGCUUCCCUUUCAGAUUAUUUGUUCUCUUUUCCACGGAUGCUAAAACCUGAGGCUUUCAGUAACUACUGAUCAAUUUUAUCAAGCGCGCAUGGAAUCACCCAUUGGUGGUUCAAGACACACAUCUGUUGUUGUUGUGACAUUGGAUUCUGGUGAAGUAUAUAUUGUUGCCAGCUUAUCAUUCAGGACUGAUACUCAGGUAAUAUAUGUUGAUCCGUCAACGGGGGUACUUCGCUACAGUGGGAAGCUGGGCUCUGAUGUCUUCAAAUCUGAAGAUGAAGCUUUAAAUUACAUUACAAAUGGAUCCCGAUGGCUGUGUAGGAGUACAACUUAUGCAAGGGCGAUUUUAGGUUACGCCGCCCUAGGAAGCUUUGGGUUGCUUCUUGUAGCUACAAAAUUAACUGCCAGCAUUCCAAAUUUGCCUGGUGGAGGUUGUAUAUAUACAGUGACAGAGAGCCAAUGGAUCAAAAUAUCACUUCAAAAUCCUUUACAGCAGGGUAAAGGAGAAACAAAGAAUAGUCAAGAGUUAACUGAUCUUGACAUUGAUGGGAAACACUACUUCUGUGAGACAAGAGACAUCACUCGACCUUUUCCAAGUCGCAUGCCCUUGGAAAAGCCUGAUGAUGAAUUUGUUUGGAAUGGAUGGUUUUCAAUGCCUUUCAAAAACAUCGGACUUCCAUUACAUUGUGUCACUCUUCUGCAGGGCUUUGCAGAGUGUCGAAGUUUUGGAAGCCUUGGUCAGUUAGAAGGGAUCGUUGCUCUUACAGCUCGUCGUAGUAGGCUGCAUCCUGGCACCCGAUACUUGGCUAGGGGGUUAAAUUCAUGUUUUAGCACAGGAAAUGAAGUGGAGUGUGAGCAACUUGUAUGGGUGCCCAAAAAGACUGGUCAAAGUGUUCCCUUCAACACAUACAUUUGGCGAAGGGGCACAAUUCCAAUAUGGUGGGGUGCAGAACUAAAGAUUACGGCUGCAGAAGCAGAAAUUUAUGUUUCAGAUCGGGAUCCCUAUAAAGGCAGCUCACAGUACUAUCAGAGAUUGAGUAAACGGUAUGAUGCUCGAAGUUUAGAUGAACCUUUUAUGGAAGGUCAGAAGAAAAAAGCUUUUGUUCCCAUUGUAUGCAUCAACCUGCUCAGGAAUGGAGAAGGGAAGUCAGAAUCGCUCCUAGUUCAGCAUUUUGAGGAAUCUCUAAACUAUAUCAGAUCAGCUGGAAAACUUCCUGAUACUCGACUGCAUCUAAUAAAUUAUGACUGGCAUGCUAGUGUAAGACUAAAAGGUGAACAGCAAACAAUUGAAGGACUAUGGAAACUUCUAAAAGCACCUACUAUAGCUAUAGGCAUUUCUGAAGGGGAUUAUCUACCUUCACGUCAACGGCUUCAGGAUUGCAGAGGUGAAGUCAUCUAUAAUGAUGAUUUUGAAGGUGCCUUUUGCUUAAGAUCACAUCAAAAUGGAGUCAUACGUUUUAACUGUGCUGAUUCUCUUGAUAGAACAAAUGCUGCUAGUUACUUUGGUGCCCUCCAAGUUUUUGUGGAACAGUGCAGGAGGUUGGCCAUAUCACUUGAUAGUGAUAUGGUAUAUGGUUAUCAGUCAGUUGAUAACUAUGGUGGAUAUACUGCUCCUUUGCCACCUGGGUGGGAGAAACGGUCUGAUGCUGUAACAGGGAAAACGUACUUUAUUGAUCAUAACACUAGAACGACAACGUGGAAUCAUCCUUGCCCAGAUAAACCUUGGAAGAGAUUCGAUAUGACAUUUGAGGAGUUCAAGAGAUCAACAAUUUUAUCUCCUGUAUCUCAGCUAGCUGAUCUUUUUCUUCUUGCUGGUGAUAUCCAUGCAACACUUUAUACUGGUUCCAAAGCUAUGCAUAGUCAAAUUCUUAGCAUAUUCAAUGAAGAGGCAGGAAAGUUUAAACAAUUUUCUGCUGCACAGAAUAUGAAAAUUACAUUACAAAGAAGAUAUAAAAAUGCUAUUGUGGAUAGCUCUCGUCAGAAGCAGUUGGAAAUGUUUCUUGGAAUGAGACUGUUCAAACAUCUUCCUUCAAUUCCAGUUCAGCCUCUAAAUGUACCUUCUCGACCAUCUGGAUUUUUUCUUAAGCCUGUUGCCAAUAUGUUUCCAAGUGGAUCUAGUCUUCUGUGCUUCAAAAGAAAAGAUCUCAUAUGGGUUUCCCCACAAGCUACUGAUGUGGUUGAACUUUUUAUCUAUCUUGGGGAGCCUUGCCAUGUCUGUCAGCUUCUUCUAACAGUAUCACAUGGGGCAGAUGAUUCAACUUAUCCAUCAACUGUUGAUGUGAGGACUGGACGCUACCUUGAUGGGCUUAAACUUGUUGUGGAGGGUGCUUCAAUACCUCAGUGUGCAAAUGGGACAAACCUUUUGAUACCCCUUCCAGGACCAAUUAAUGCAGAGGACAUGGCUAUCACUGGAGCUGGUGCACGUCUUCAUUCUCAAGAUACAACCACCCUUCCAUUAUUGUAUGAGUUUGAAGAACUAGAGGGAGAAUUGGAUUUCCUUACUCGCAUAGUGGCAAUUACAUUUUAUCCUGCUGUUUCUGGAAGAAGUCCUAUGACAUUUGGCGAGAUAGAGAUCCUCGGAGUUUCUCUUCCAUGGAAUGGUGUAUUUAGCAAUGAAGGCUCUGGUGCAAGAGUAGCUGAACUUGCCCAACAAAAUCUGAAGGAAGCUAAUCCAUUCUUGUCUACUUCAAACAACAGCAACAAUCCAUUUUCUGGCAGUUCUUUAUCUAAUCAAGUUGUAACACCGCCAAUGCAAAAAAGCACUUCUGAUAACUGGCUUGAUCUUUUGACUGGAGAGGAUGCAUUUUCUGAGCCUGUUUCUCAUCCACUGGCACAAAAUAAUGUUCAGGGGGGAAGCGACUUGCUUGAUUUCUUGGACCAUGCUGUUGUUGAAUAUGGUGCUGGUGAAACUGAUCAUAAAUUCUCUUCAUUGCAUGAUGCAAGGCCUCCAGAUAGUAGCGCUCAGAAGUAUAUAAGUUGUCUGAAGACCCUUGCAGGUGCCCAAAUGUUAAUUUUGCAGACGAGAAAAUUUGACUUCAUAAAAGCUAUGAAACUUGAAAUUGAAAGGCUCCGCUUGAAUCUCUCUGCUGCAGAAAGGGAUAGAGCUUUGUUAUCCAUUGGGAUUGAUCCUGCUACGAUAAAUCCAAAUGCUUUAAUUGAUGAAUCAUACAUGGGAAGAUUGUGCAGAGUUGCAAACACCCUUGCUUUACUUGGACAAGCUUCGCUUGAGGACAAAAUUAAUGCUGCCAUUGGUCUUGGGAAUAUCGAUGACAGUGUGAUAGAUUUCUGGAAUGUUGCUGGAAUUGGGGAUAGCUGUUCUGGUGGCAUAUGUGAGGUGCAUGCUGAAACAAACACACACGCACAUGAAUCCUCUAUGACAUCCUCUAUGGGAGCUUCACAAUCUAUCCUGCUAUGUUCUGAAUGUGAAAGAAAGGUCUGUAAAGUUUGUUGUGCCGGGACGGGAGCUCUGCUGCUUGUGAAUGCCACCACAAGGGAUGCAACAAAUUACAAUGGUCUGUCGAGUCAGGGCGGUUCAAGCCAUGGUGGUCUAGUUGACAGUUGCACAAGUCGUUCAGCAGCACUGGAUAGUGUUGUUUGUAAACGAUGCUGCCGGGAGAUUGUCCUUGAUGCAUUAAUAUUGGAUUACGUGAGAGUCUUGAUCAGUCAGAGAAGAAGAGACCGUGCAGACAGUGCUGCUUACAAAGCUUUGGAUCAAGUUGUAGGGUCUCCCUUAAGGAGUGGUGUUCAUGAAAAAGGUCAGCCUUCUGGUAGUCAAGCUGUUCAGAUUCUACGACAAUUGCUUUCUGGGGAAGAGUCGGUUGCAGAAUUUCCAUUGGCAAGCUUCUUACAUUCGGUUGAAACAGCACCAGAUUCAGCUCCAUUCUUCUCAUUACUUGCUCCAUUGAGUUCUGGGCCAUGGAACUCAUAUUGGAAAGCUCCUCCAGCUACCAACUCUGUUGAAUUUGUUAUUGUUCUGGGUACCCUUUCUGAUGUUAGUGGGGUUAUCUUGCUUGUUAGUCCAUGCGGAUAUUCUGCGGCUGAUACUCCUACUGUUCAAAUCUGGGCCAGCAAUAGAAUCGAGAAGGAAGAAAGGUCAUGCAUGGGAAAAUGGGAUGUUCAAUCCUUAGCUCCGUCUUCCUCAGAAAUAUAUGGACCAGAAAACUCAGGCAGAGAAAAUAAAGUCCCUAGACAUGUGAAAUUUUCUUUCAGGAAUCCUGUUAGAUGUCGAAUCAUUUGGGUAACACUACGUCUUCAGCGACCUGGAUCAAGUUCUGUUAAUUUUGAUCUUUUAUCCCUAGAGGAAAACCCCUUUGCACAAGUAAAUCGACGUGCCUCUUUCGGCGGGUCGGUUGAAAAUGACCCAUGUCUUCAUGCUAGAAGAAUUCUAGUAGUUGGAACUCCAGUGAGAAAAGAGAUGGGCCUUUCAUCACAAGAUUCUGACCAGAUGAAUUUUAACGGCUGGUUGGAGCGGGCUCCACAGUUGGGUAGAUUCAAGGUCCCAAUUGAGGCUGAGAGACUACUGGAUAGUGAUCUUGUCUUGGAACAAUAUAUGCCUCCUGCUUCCCCUUUGCUUGCUGGAUUUCGUCUUGAUGCUUUUGCGGCAAUAAAGCCUCGAGUUACCCAUUCUCCAGCCUCAAAUGUAGAUACAUGGGAUACUUCAGUAACCUUUUUAGAAGACAGAAAUAUCUCUCCUGCUGUGUUAUACAUACAAGUUUCAGCACUCCAGGAACCGCACAACAUGGUGACCAUUGGUGAAUAUCGGCUGCCGGAGGCUAAGGCUGGAACUGCAAUGUACUUUGACUUUCCGAGACAGAUACAAACCCGCAGAGUUACAUUCAAGCUUAUGGGGGAUGUGACUGCAUUCGUAGAUGAUCCGGCAGAACAGGAUGAUUCUGGUUUAAGAUCUUUCCCUUUUGCAUCAGGAUUAUCAUUGUCAACUAGGAUUAAAUUAUAUUACUAUGCCGAUCCUUAUGAACUUGGAAAAUGGGCCAGCCUUUCUGCAAUUUGAUUAUCAUUUAUGCACGAGUAGAAGGGUUUUGAGCAUUGAUGGUGAUUUCUUGUGGUUGUCGGUGUCAUUUAUAAUUUUUUUUUUUCCUUUUUUUUUUUUGUUGUAUAUUAGGAAAAUGUUGUAGUGUAUUCAUUGGUGUAAUAAUAUCAGUGGUGUUGGGAAAUCAUAAUAACAUCUCUUCUAUCCAAGAGAAAUUUUUGUGAAAUGUCCUAUUUUUUCGAGAUUUCAAUUUUCAA
Messenger RNA from Jatropha curcas, 5379 nucleotides. RefSeq names its product sacI homology domain-containing protein / WW domain-containing protein (gene SAC9). The record is from RefSeq and is a predicted model, not a curated record. Gene Ontology annotation, molecular function: protein binding; phosphatase activity. Lineage: Eukaryota; Viridiplantae; Streptophyta; Magnoliopsida; Malpighiales; Euphorbiaceae.